AUGCCGACGAUAUUGUUACCCGCCUCUGCUGCUGCCUUUGCGCCCCGAUCAACGUGCAACGUCGUCCUUAAUACUAAAGUCGAGCCUUGGUUGACGGCCACCCUCAAGAGAAUCAACAAGAUUAAGCGACCCCUCAACAGUGUUCCGCAACACACGAGAUGUCUGACCGAAACUCUCUCGUCAUCCAAUGCCAUUUGGUCAUUGUGUUCUCUGAUGCUCCCCAAAGCACCCGAGGCAGAGUUGCGAAAGGAUUCUAAUCCGCUGGUGGAGGCCUUGUUCAAUUACCAACUAAUUCAUAUCGAGGCGUAUGUUGUCCACGUCGACAUGGUCUCCCAGAACGAGGUCGCCUUCAAGUUGACACCAGACACCAUUGAUUCGCUGGUCGAAUAUCACAAGGAAGUCUUCUCCGUGGACACCGCCGCUAACACCUGGACCUGGUCUGAGAAGGAGCAACAGCUGAAGAAGUUGCAAGAGGAGUUUGUGCAAGCCGCAAACAAGUUUGUCUAUCGGACGAGCGCACUUGCUCUAGAGGGGAUGGAGGAAAAUGGCGCAGGUGAGCUUCUCUGUGGUCGAAGCGAAGAGGUUCGUGCCGCCAUCAUGGGUCUCUAUGUUCCACUUCUACCUCCUCCUCCGCGGAUUGUCGAUGUUAUCCGACCGACUCCUCUUCUCCCCAGUUCUACGGGCACCGAGCAGUGGUGGCCAUCGCAACCACCGCAAGCCAUCCAACCGGCCCCCGUUGAGGCCUGGAAGAUUGUUCCUUCCAGCCCGAGUCCUGUCUCAUCCUGCGACUCACAGCAGAACAUUUGGUCGAGUGUAGGAGUCAACGAUAUCCAGCUACCAUCACCCACGCCGUCCUUCAGCCAGCCUUAUUCUUCUUCGGCAUACAGCGCUCCACAAUACUAUAGCGCUCCUGCGUACAGCGCUCCAACAACGACGUCGUCAUUCACACCCCUCCCGUUGCCCAGCAUGUUGACUCAGCAACCCUGCAGUACGUCCGCAAGCUUGAGCACGUUUGGCUGGGAUCGGUACCAAGAAUACACGAUGCCAUACGCUACCGCCAUGUGA
Rhinocladiella mackenziei CBS 650.93 is the source of this 1065-nucleotide messenger RNA. RefSeq lists its product as uncharacterized. Lineage: Eukaryota; Fungi; Ascomycota; Eurotiomycetes; Chaetothyriales; Herpotrichiellaceae. The transcript has a single exon. Bases 1 to 1065 code for a protein of 354 amino acids. The record is from RefSeq and is a predicted model, not a curated record.